Molecule: messenger RNA, 4093 nt
Organism: Salmo salar (Atlantic salmon)
Lineage: Eukaryota; Metazoa; Chordata; Actinopteri; Salmoniformes; Salmonidae
Product: maturin
Biological process (GO): positive regulation of megakaryocyte differentiation; regulation of signaling
Cellular component (GO): cytoplasm
Source: RefSeq, a predicted model, not a curated record
UCCAGGCCCUGUGCGUAACGUGUGUAGGCUAUGCAACCCCAGAACCUACUGCGUCCCGCUGAUCUCAUCGGUUAACGGACUAAAGAAAAGAUGAGAGUUUGAGAAAACACCUUAUCGUUACCGAAUACCGUGACGGAAGUGUAAUGCAACAGUGAAGAUAUCUUGUCGCUCUCGCCAUGCGGAUGGCGCGUUAGGUGAAACUGUAAGCUAAUGUAUGUCCGGUCAGCUGUUUUUAUUUACCGAGAGACAGCAGCAUCACCGGGACGUGUGCACGAGACCACAGACUAGCCUAUACCGGCGAUCCGGACCCCCACAAACGGGCAGGACUAACGGAGAGGAGGACACAGAGAGAGAUGGAGUUUAAGCAGCUGGUGGAGGUGGCGGAGAAAUGGUGUUCGUCGGUUCCGUUCGAUCUGAUCUUCGCGGAGGAGGAUGAUGAGAGAAGACUGGACUUCUACGCAGAAACGGGAAUCUCUUUCUAUGUCCUUUGUCCAGAUAACAUGACGGGAGGGGUCGAGCAUUUCCAUGUAUGGAGUGAGAGUGAGGACUGCCUGCCAUUCCUCCAGGUAGCUCAGGACUACAUCACUUCCUGUGGAAAGAAAACACUUCUGGAGGUCCUGGACAAAGUGUUCACUUCCUUUAGACCUUUGCUGGGUCUACCAGACAUAGAUGAUGAGACGUUUGAGCAGUACCAUGCAGGCGUGGAGGAGGAACCAGAGGCAGACCACCAGCAGAUGGGAGUCAGCCAGCAGUGAUGCCCACAGAUGAGGUGUCCAGUAGGGCUACAAUAACUACCCAUGCCCCUGGUCUCAUCACCUACAACAACACACAGGCCCAACGACCCUGUAGCGACUAUACACAGUCAUAAUGUAUACUCACACACACACACACAGGACAGCCUGCUUCUCUAAAGCUUUGCUCCCCAGAUUGUGCACUCCUUGCCUGCCUCCCUCUCACACACACACACACACACACACACACACACACACACACACACACACACACACACACACACACACACACACACACACACACACACACACACACACACACACACACACACACAGCCGUGCCCCAGCAUUGCCAUACAACUUGAUUAUUAUGAUCAAUAACAACAGACAUUGGUCAUAUAUAUAGUAGAUUACAACAUGACUAGUUACUAUUACUAACCACCUGCAGGCUGGUUCUAGCAACAUGACUAGUUACUAUUACUAACCACCUGCAGGCUGGUUCUAGCAACAUGACUAGUUACUAUUACUAACCACCUGCAGGCUGGUUCUGGCAACAUGACUAGUUACUAUUACUAACCACCUGCAGGCUGGUUCUAGCAACAUGACUAGUUACUAUUACUAACCACCUGCAGGCUGGUUCUAGCAACAUGACUAGUUACUAUUACUAACCACCUGCAGGCUGGUUCUAGAAACAUGACUAGUUACUAUUACUAACCUCCUGCAGGCUGGUUCUAGCAACAUGACUAGUUACUAUUACUAACCACCUGCAAGCUGGUUCUAGCAACAUGACUAGUUACUAUUUCUAACCACCUGCAGGCUGGUUCUAGCAACAUGACUAGUUACUAUUACUAACCACCUGCAGGCUGGUUCUAGCAACAUGACUAGUUACUAUUACUAACCACCUGCAGGCUGGUUCUAGCAACAUGACUAGUUACUAUUACUAACCACCUGCAGGCUGGUUCUGGCAACAUGACUAGUUACUAUUACUAACCACCUGCAGGCUGGUUCUAGCAACAUGACUAGUUACUAUUACUAACCACCUGCAGGCUGGUUCUAGCAACAUGACUAGUUACUAUUUCUAACCACCUGCAGGCUGGUUCUAGCAACAUGACUAGUUACUAUUUCUAACCACCUGCAGGCUGGUUCUAGCAACAUGACUAGUUACUAUUACUAACCACCUGCAGGCUGGUUCUAGCAACAUGACUAGUUACUAUUACUAACCUCCUGCAGGCUGGUUCUAGCAACAUGACUAGUUACUAUUACUAACCUCCUGCAGGCUGGUUCUAGCAACAUGACUAGUUACUAUUACUAACCACCUGCAGGCUGGUUCUAGCAUGGUAAAUACAUCACCCCCCACCCCCAGCCAGGACACCAGGACCUACAGAGAACUGUCAGUGUCAACCAUGUAACACCGUACUGUAACACUGUACUGUAACCAUCCACUGUACCACACAAUGUUAACCAGCACAUUGCCGUGUCCUUGUAACAAUGUUAGCGGUGAAAGUAGAGGGAGGAAUAGAACAGAAUUGUAAUCCUAUGGUAGAAACUGUUCCUCGUGUUCUGCUGUGAGGUCGGCCAAAUGCUGCUGUAUCUAUGUGUCUGUCUGUCUGUCUGUCUGUCUGUCUGUCUGUCUGUCUGUCUGUGUGUGUGUGUGUGUGUGUGUGUGUGUGUGUGUGUGUGUGUGUGUGUGUGUGUGUGUGUGUGUGUGUGUGUGUGUGGCACCACCAUCAGUGCACUGCUUCGCUUUUACUUUCCCCACGGCCCUGAAGGAGUAGGAUGAAGUUGUGAUCACAGGGGCUUGGUAAACUGUUCCUGGAUCUGUGUCUACAGGCAACGUCUGUCUACCUGCAGCCACCUUCUUCCACCACACUGAACUACACAUGUAUCUACAGCGCCUUCAGAAAGGAUUCACACCCCUUGACUUAGUCCACAUUUUGUUGUGUUACAGACUGAAUUUAAGAUGGAUUAAAUACACCAUCCAAAGUGUAAUUAAUAACUUCACUAUGCUCAAAGGGAUAUUCAAUGUCUACUUCUUAAAUGUUUACCCAUCUACCAAUAGGUGCCCUUCUUUGUGAAACAUUGGAAAACCUCCCUGGUCUUUGUGGUUGAAUCAUUGCUUCGACUGAGGGACCUUACAGAUAACUGUGUGGGGUACAGAGAUGAGGUAGUCAUUCAACAAUCAUGUUCAACACUUGUUAUUGCACACAGAAUUUGUCAUUUAAAAAAAAAAUCAUUAGCAAAAAUGUCAAAAAACAUGAUUCCACUUUGACAUUAUGGGGCGUUUUAUGAAGGCCAGUGACACAAAAUCUAAAUGUAAUCCAUUUUGAAUUCAGGCUUUAACCCCCUAAAACUCAGCUCUGGACCUCGAAGCCAGUUCCACUGCAUUUUUUCAGUGUUUGUCUCUAAUCAGGGGCUGGUUUAAACCUGGGACACCAGGUGGGUGAUUCCCCUGUAAUCAGGGACUGGUUUAGACCUGGGACACCAGGUGGGUGAUUCCCCUGUAAUCAGGGACUGGUUUAGACCUGGGACACCAGGUGGGUGAUUCCCCUGUAAUCAGGGACUGGUUUAGACCUGGGACACCAGGUGGGGGAUUCCCCUGUAAUCAGGGACUGGUUUAGACCUGGGACACCAGGUGGGCGAUUCCCCUGUAAUCAGUGACUGGUUUAGACCUGGGACACCAGGUGGGCGAUUCCCCUGUAAUCAGGGACUGGUUUAGACCUGGGACACCAGGUGGGUGAUUCCCCUGUAAUCAGGGACUGGUUUAGACCUGGGACACCAGGUGGGGGAUUCACCUGUAAUCAGGGACUGGUUUAGACCUGGGACACCAGGUGGGUGAUUCCCCUGUAAUCAGGGACUGGUUUAGACCUGGGACACCAGGUGGGUGAUUCCCCUGUAAUCAGGGACUGGUUUAGACCUGGGACACCAGGUGGGCGAUUCCCCUAUAAUCAGGGACUGGUUUAGACCUGGGACACCAGGUGGGUGAUUCCCCUGUAAUCAGGGACUGGUUUAGACCUGGGACACCAGGUGGAUGUAGUUAAUUAUCUGUAGAACAGAAAACCAGCCAGCUCCGGACCUCAUGGGGUAAGAAUUGAAUAGCCCUGCUGUAACAACAAAAUGUGGAAUAACUCAAGGGGUAUGAAUACAGUACUUUCUAAUCUAAAGGCACUGUCUCUCUGAACAUGGCAACUAUAAUACAUUUAACUUUCUCUCUGAAUAGUUUAAAGUCUUUACUUUGUCCUAUAAGCAUGUCUCUUGAUUUGUAUUUCAAUUAUUUAAUACUUUUUUAGUCACGCUAAUCUAAUGUGUGUUUUCUGUUUGACCUCCAGUGUGUAUGAAGGUAUUCAAUAAAACUGUUGGAGGAA